UGGGGAUCGCUUCUCGCUGCUUGCAAGGUCCACAAGAAUGCAGAUAUGGCAAAAUUUGCUGCUGAGAAAUUACUCGCUAUCGAUCCUGAAAAUAGCGGAGCCUAUUCGGCUCUUGCAAAUGUCUACUCUGCUUGUGGGAGAUGGAAUGAUGCGGCGAAAAUAUGGAAGUUGAUGAAGGAUAAAGGAGUGAAGAAAGAACAAGGUUUCAGUUGGCUUCAGAUUAAGAACAAAGUUCAUGUCUUCCAGGCCGAAGACGUACAUCACCCUCAGAGAGAUGCUAUAUAUGAAAUGGCUGCAAAUAUUUGGCAGGAGAUCAAGAAAGCUGGAUUCGUUCCUAACAUACAGUCGGUGUUGCAUGACAUCGAUGAUGAACUGAAGGAGCAGAUGCUCUGUCAUCACAGCGAGAAAUUAGCAAUUGCCUUCGGGUUGAUUAGCACGGAGAAUACGACAUUGAGGAUUAUGAAGAACCUUAGAGUGUGCAAUGACUGUCACUCUGCAAUUAAGUUUAUUGCCAAGGUCGUCGGAAGAGAGAUCAUCGUGAGAGACGCUACCAGAUUUCAUCAUUUCAGGGAUGGACUCUGUUCUUGCAAAGAUUACUGGUAGAAGAAUGAUUCAAUUAUACAUUUUGUAUUCAUUUAUUACUGAAAAUUUAGUUCACUUUCAUCAGUUUGAUUUGAGUGAACUUCAUGUCAAUCCAAUUGAUCUUUGUUCUCCA
Dioscorea cayenensis subsp. rotundata (Guinea yam) is the source of this 715-nucleotide messenger RNA. RefSeq names its product pentatricopeptide repeat-containing protein At2g22070-like. The record is from RefSeq and is a predicted model, not a curated record. Gene Ontology annotation, biological process: RNA modification. Gene Ontology annotation, molecular function: zinc ion binding; RNA binding; protein binding. NCBI's taxonomy places the organism in Eukaryota, Viridiplantae, Streptophyta, Magnoliopsida, Dioscoreales, Dioscoreaceae.